Mollisia scopiformis is the source of this 1419-nucleotide messenger RNA. RefSeq lists its product as uncharacterized. The coding region runs from base 52 to 1047 and encodes 331 amino acids. NCBI's taxonomy places the organism in Eukaryota, Fungi, Ascomycota, Leotiomycetes, Helotiales, Mollisiaceae. The transcript is spliced from 4 exons. The record is from RefSeq and is a predicted model, not a curated record.
GACGAUCAACUCUUUGUUACCGCCGGCGCGAAAACCGAAGUUCAUACUAUCAUGUCUACCACCACAGGAAUGGCUGUUCCUCCAGCUCAAGGUCCAGCUCUAUCCAAGCGUUCGGAGUCCAUUGCGGCAACCCGUACCAAUACUCCCAAGAGCACCUUUGUUACCAUCAACAAGGCUGAUCCUCACUUCGAGGUGGAGAAGGCCAAGGCCAAGCUCGAUUUAGCUCUCAAGGAGGUUGAGAUCUACAAUCAAGCUCAAACUCUUGAGGAGAAGUUGCGAGAUCUUGAGAAUCUGGAGAUGGAGGUUGAUGAGGUUGGUCAGGGUCUGGUUAACAGCCUUGUGGUUGCCAAGAAGGCAUUUGAAGCUCUGGAGAACAAGCUGCGAAAUGCGGAGGGAAACAAGCAGAACUUCGUCCUUGCGGUCCAAUUCGACAAUGGCGAUAAGGACAAGGUCAAUCUCCGCAGGGCAGAACUUGAAAUCAUGAAGCUGAAGGCAACCAUGGUUGAAAAGGAGAUCGAGAUCAUGGAGGACGAGAUGAACUUCAAGGACCACGUUCGCGAUAAGCAGACAACCGAUACCCGAAUGGCCGAUGCUCAGCAUGCAGUCGACGCCGCACGAAACCAACUCGAUGACUUGAAGGAAGCUUUAGGUGCUGCUGAGGUUGAAUUUGGCGACAAGUACGGUACAUCCCUAGGUGGUUUUGCUGAUGCGGUUGCUUCUCAAGCUCAGCUUACUGCAGAAGUACAAGCAUUGAAGGCCAAGGUAGAGCAGAUGGGUCCUCUCUACUGGAUUGGACAUGCCACCCGUGCCCGUUACAUCCUGUGGGAGUUGAAAUACUUGAGAGGCACUCCUAUGGAUCGUGAGAUUGAGCUCGAGAGUCAUACUGCGUGGAAGAUGGCUAAGAUCGUGGCCGAUGCUACCAUGUAUCUGGAGUUCUGCGACAGACAACGCCUUCCGACUGAAGAUUUCGAGUUCCUGUAUGGUGUGACCGCAGCCUUUGCUUGGGAGCAUCGUGAUUUCUCGAUGUUGAUGAACAUGCUCGGGUAAGUUAUCAAUCAGUUGGAAGCAAGACAUGCGUCGAAUGAGAAGCUCCUGCAAGCCAGAAGUUUUCAAUGAGAACUAUGAGAAAGUCAUCGCGAAGAUCAUGCCAAACUUUGAGUUGAAGUGUGAUGAGGACCUCAAGAGUGAUGCUUCGGCCUUCGAGUCUUACUUGGUAAUGCAAUCCGAACAUGAGAAGGCACGCCUUAAUCACGGCAGCGCUCCUCGUAUUGGCCAAUCGUCUCGCCCAAACUAUGGCUCCGGCGUUAAUAAUAGCUCCAGCUCCUUCGCUUAUGCCUCUCAAAUGGGUAUCAAUUGGUUUCCUAUGGGAUUUUCGCUGAUUUGACUGGAGAAUGGUUAUUGCUCAUGCAUAGGGAAGGG